This is a messenger RNA of Striga hermonthica, 390 nucleotides long. The record is from the annotation of a GenBank genome assembly. Lineage: Eukaryota; Viridiplantae; Streptophyta; Magnoliopsida; Lamiales; Orobanchaceae.
AUGGCGGCUCCGGCAGCAACUCAGGCCUCCCACACCCUCCGCCUGGUCCUCUCCUGCAGAAAAUUCACCGCGCAGGUCACCUGUCCCAGCAGCCACUCCAUCAUAGCAAUGGCCUCGUCCUCCGAGCAAGAGUUCGCCAAGGAGUACACAGCAAAACUCAAUCGCUUCCCACGCUCGAAGCUCUACUGGAACUCCACAACGGCUUCGAGGGUCGGCGAAAAGCUCGCCGCCCGCCUCCGGGAAAUCGGGAUCUCCGGCGUCCGUAUCGACGCCCAGGAGGAGCUGGCGAGGCCCAUCCACUACCGCAAGAUGCUGGGCCCCUUUUUCGCAUCGGUGAAGAGGACGGGGAUCGCGGUCGAAGGCGCCGAGAAAUUGGUGUUUCUGGGUUGA